Molecule: messenger RNA, 569 nt
Organism: Halteromyces radiatus
Lineage: Eukaryota; Fungi; Mucoromycota; Mucoromycetes; Mucorales; Cunninghamellaceae
Product: ribosomal protein L14-domain-containing protein
Exons: 3
Coding region: 115-522 (135 amino acids)
Biological process (GO): ribosomal large subunit biogenesis; translation
Cellular component (GO): cytosolic large ribosomal subunit; ribosome
Molecular function (GO): RNA binding; structural constituent of ribosome
Source: RefSeq, a predicted model, not a curated record
GGAGCCUAUCCAUCUAUUUUUCAACUUCCGCCCAAAAACAAUUCACAAGUGAGAAAACAUCCAGUUGAAAUUCCUCCUCUCUCUUUUCUUUCUCUGACCAUAUAGUUUACAACCAUGGUGCAAGGAUCAUUCAAACGUCAAGUCGAAAUCGGUCGUGUUGUUCUUCUCGAUAAUGGUAAGUUGGCUGUUAUUGUUGAAAUCAUUGACCACAACCGUGCCUUGAUUGACGGCCCUACCACUGGUGUUGCCCGUCAAGCCUUCCCUUACCGUCGCUUGACCUUGACUCCUUUGGUCGUCAAGGGUUUGCCUCGUGGUGCUGGUCAAAAGACCGUCAAGAAGUACUUUGAAAAGGCCGAUAUCUUGGCUAACUGGGAAAAGUCUGCUUGGGCUCAAAAGAUUCAAACUCGUCAAGUUCGUGCUGGUUUGUCCGACUUUGAUCGCUUCAAGGUGCAAAAGUUCAAGAGCCAACGUCGUUUCGCUGUCGGUUCCGCCAUCAAGCAAGCCAAGAAACAAGCUGCUUAGAUUUUCUUUAUCAUUCUUACAAUAAAAAAAAUCUUGUCUUCUCUUUA